CUCCGAAACGAAACCCACUCAACCAUCCCCACAUCUGCGCCCACUCCAACCACAAGAACACAAGAACCCCAAAUCAUCCUUUUCAGCAGCAAAAGAUGGAAAUGACCACAGAAACACAACGCCUGGAAGCGUUGGCGAGGGAAUGGGAAUGGCUACAAGCGCUCUCUAGUUCCUUCAAGGGCCCACCAAAAUCUGAGGCCGACCUGGAAAAGCGAAAAGAGCACAAGCUUGAAGUGAAGCAGUUUCUGGCCAACCUGACGGCGGAGCAGCGAAACAUGCUCAUUCCCCCCAAAACCAAAACGACGAAAGCCUCUGAAAAGAAGAAGAACACAGGAAAUACGGCAAAACCCAACAACAAGGGGGGAGCGCCCUCCAAGAAACGACGAGACCAGCGGAGAGAAGCUGCACAAGAGACAUUGGAGGUCCUGAAUACAGGACAGUACCACACGGAAGACGGACGCCUGGUUUCCAUUGAACAGGAUCUGCAAGCAUCGGUGGAAGGGACCCGUCUUUAUCGACCUGCCGACCCACUAGAAGAAAGUUUGAUCCGCAAGGCGACAACCUUCCGAGGGCAAGCCUGUUUGGAAGUCCACAACGAAACCACUUUUGCUGGGGCAAGGGCACUGUUGCAACGAAAUGCCGCCCGUGUUUGCGUUCUCAACUUUGCGUCGGCCAAAAGUCCGGGAGGUGGGUUUCUGAAUGGCGCCAAAGCCCAAGAAGAAGACUUGGCCCUUCGAUCGGGUCUUUAUGCGUGCCUUUCAAGAGGGAAUGGUGUUGCCGACUAUUACACGGAAAACCAAACGACCCGCGAUGGAAUUUACACCCACCACAUGAUUUAUUCUCCCGACGUGCCAGUCUUUCGGGAGGAUGGCGAAGUGGGAAGAUUUCUGGAGGUUCCCUGCCAGGUUUCCAUCAUUACAUCCCCGGCACCCAAUGCAACGGUAUUCCAGCAAAAGAACACACGAGUGCGGAGCAAGAAACAUGUCACCAAACAGACGAAUCCACCCGACGACAUGCCAGCAGAGUAUUGGCAAAUAUUCCAGGAGAGAAUCCGUCAUGUCCUCCAUGUGGCUAUUGCGAAUGGCCAUUCGAACUUGGUCCUGGGGGCUUGGGGAUGUGGCGUCUUUGGCAAUGAUCCCGCCAAGGUAGCGCAACUGUUUGCCACCGAGCUCCAGGCGGUGGCGGGGCAUUUGGAAGCGGUCCGAUUCUCCAUUUGGGCGGGUGAUCGUGUAGACGACCCGAAUCUAGUGGCCUUUCAGCGGCAAUUCGCGUAACGAUAGUACAUGUAGAAUGUUCUUCCAGGCAAAAACAAAUACAUAAAGUAGAUUUAGAAUGGGAAAGUGUGAAACUUGGU
Messenger RNA from Seminavis robusta, 1354 nucleotides. Lineage: Eukaryota; Bacillariophyta; Bacillariophyceae; Naviculales; Naviculaceae. The record is from the annotation of a GenBank genome assembly.